UCUCUAUGGCUCUGGAUUUUAGCAGCCGUAAAGCGAGAAGCCACGCCUUCGUGACAGUCAUAUCCAAUGGGGAGAGUGAACGUCAUGUGAGAAGGCAUCUAAUGGACGCACCCCAUGAGCAGCAGCAAUCGCCUUUCUGCUUGGCGCGAGAUUUAAUAUUAGACCGUCAAACCUUGCUCCAUGUUGGUACAAACCCGUAACAAUUCCGUGAAUUUAAAAGCGCGAUAAUGCACAAAACGCGCACGGUAUUCAUCAUUAAUGUACAGCAAUGACUUUUUAUCCAAAGCGAGAAACUGGAACGGUUAAUUAUGAAAUAUGAAGAUACAACUGUGACUGUUACUUGUUGCAGUUAAAGUGUUUACUGUAGGGAUGGAUUAUAUAUAUAUAUGGCAACAUGGAAACGCCGUUCUCUCUACCUCAGCCUACUAGAAACAAGAACUCUUCCGGAAGUGUCUCCGACAGAAGGACCUGCCUUACGAACCUGGAGACGGACGGCAAAUGCAAAAUCCAGGUGCUCCCAAAACACAACAGGCUGAAACGAACAAAAACACACAAAGGAUUGGAGAAUUUAACUGACUGCGGAAACAGGCUUACCCACGUGACUGAGACCCCGGAGUCCAAUGCAUCUUGUGACGUUAUUCUCAUUAACGGUAAAGAAAAACUAUUUACAGAUGCUGCCAUAGCUAUUGACGGUAAAGACAAUUCAGUUUGUCUUCCUUUAUCAUCAGAACUUCCCACAGAAAGCAUAAGAAAUGAAAGACGCCAUUCUCAAACUUUGCAAAGCGUUUCCCAAAUGCAAAAUGAGGUAUCUACAAAGGGAUUUAUGAAACGCAAUAAACUGGCAUUAAAGAGGAUGAGCAGCAAUAUGGGUGUUCAGUUUGUCUCUGUUCCUGCGGAGAGGGAACGUAGCUCAAGUGACAGAAGCUUAAAGCCAGACAUUGAUCAUUUUGCAGCUAAUAAAGAGGUGUUGUCCAGCUGUUUACGAAUAAACACCAGUAAGGGGGACCGUUUGAUGGAUCAGCCAGAAGUUAACAUUGGACAAACCCCAGAGAGCACAAAACAUCAUGAUAUUGGCCAAGCCCUGACUUUCAUCACGCCUCGGACUGCUCAGAACAUCUGUAAAGAAUCAACCAAUGUCAAAAUCCUCAGAGAAAUGAUGUCUGGCUGGAGAAAUGAAUUUCCCAAUGAAAUCAGCAGUGAGUUUCUGGAAGAGAUUCAGAUACUCAAUUUGAAGUUUCCCAUCCACAGGUUUCUCACUCUUCUCCUGAGCAAGAGAACUAAACCUGAGGAGAGUUCUGCUUUGGAAGCAGAAAAAACUGACUAUUCCAAGCAUCCUUCAGCUUCCUCUGUCCAGAGAAAGAGAAAACGAGAGUUGCAAGAACAGAUGUGUGACAGGACAUACAAAAGUCCUAAGACAAACAAAGGCAGUAUUUCUGCUGAUAAGUUGGAUUUUGAGCUAUUUUCAGAUAGUUUAACCCACUCUCAUGCAAAAUACAGAAACCGACUGAGCCGAACAUCUGUUCAUCUGGACCCAUGGCGCGGUUGUCUACAAAGAGUGGAUGUUCUCUGGACAGAUAAAUAUAAACCUCAAAAGUCUAGAGAAGUCAUUGGCAACUCUGCAUCAGUACGGCAACUACACAGCUGGUUAAAAGAAUGGAAAUUAAGGGCAGACAGUGAGGAGAGGAGAAGACGACAAGAAGAAAUGAGGAUGAAAGAAGAAAACAGUAAUGAGUCAUGGGACUGUGGUGAUUUUGAGGGUGAUACUGUAUCCAUAGACCAUGAGAAGGACCUGUGUAACACAGUGCUCAUGAUCGGUCCAUCCGGAGUGGGCAAAACAGCUGCUGUUUAUGCCUGUGCACAGGAGCUGGGAUUUAAGGUGUUUGAGGUGAAUAGUUCAGUCCUGCGCUGUGGUCGUCUCAUCCUCUCCCAGCUGACAGAAGCGACUCAGUCUCAUCAGGUGGACAUACAGAAAAUUAAAACCCUCAAACCUGAAAUCAUUAACCAAAGCAAAAUAAAACCUGCUCCACCUUGCGAUGAAGCCAAUAGAAAGGUUACUUCAUCUAAGGGCACUUCAAAUUCUCCUAGUGCUUCCUGUCUAAGUGGUAAAUCACAACCAGUAAAACUCACUCGUUUCUUCAAGUUGAGUAGCAAAAAAUCUGUAGGUAAAACCUCUGAUGGUCCUGAACGCCACAUUCAUGCUGUCGAACUGAAGCCGGGUAGACUUCAGAGUUCAGGGUCGGGUUUUAAGGACAAGAGAGAAGGAGAUAAGGAGUUAACAUGUUCUUCUAAAGAUCCUACAUCAGUCAGGCAGAGCCAAACAAUCCCCAUGUCACUCAUUCUGUUUGAGGAGGUUGAUGUCAUUUUUCCUGAAGAUGUUGGAUUUCUUGCAGCAAUUAGGACUUUCAUGAGCACAACCAAAAGACCCAUAAUUCUAACAACCAAUGAUCCAUUAUUUGGUAGAAGACUUAAGGGGCAUUUUGAUGAAGUCCAUUUCCAAACUCCUUCACUGCAAACCAUCAGGAGCUAUCUGCAGUGCAUGUGUGUGGUGGAGAACAUGAGGACUGAUCCAGAAGACAUGGCUUUUUUGUUGUGUCAGAAUAAGGGGGAUAUCAGACAGAGUAUUCUCCAGCUUCAGCUCUGGGUCUGUAGUGGUGGUGGGAGAACAGAACAACAAAUUCUCAAGAACACACUCAAAUGUGGAUCAUGGACUGAGCUGGAAAACAGCAGAUGUCUGGAGAUCCUGGCAGAGAAAACGGGAGGAGGUCUACUGUACUCCAACAUCGAAAGACUAUUUUCUCCACAUUUCACAUCUCAAUCCUCUCAUCAUCAAGAGUCAAUAAAUCCCAAGACUAAAGGAGAAAAGACAGUCAAAGGCUUGAUGUUACAAACCUCUGCAAAUGUAAAUGAGGUUAAUCCAGACAGACUCUAUAUACGCAGAGGACAAAAACAUUUGUCAUCUUGUGAGCCAAAAAAACUAUUCUCAGUUCCUUCAAAGCAAACUAAUCAUUUGGCCUCAGAAACAGAUGUCAAUGGACAGGAUAAUUCACUCAUGCUGGUUUUUCAGCAUUUGGUGUGCAUUGCAAAUUUUUUUGACAACAUGUCUUUUCUGGAUGCUUAUUUACAAAGACCAUCUCUCAGUGGAACUGGAUAUUGCAAACCGGAACCUCUUGGCUGGAUGGGCGCCACACUGAAGGAUAGCUUAUUGGACUUACCAAGAGAGGAACAGAUUAGACAAUGUUUCGAGAAUUCCUCACAGAUAUUGGCCAUUGUGGAAGGUUUGGGUUUUCUUCAGUGCCAGACUGAACUCUCUGGGAUCUGGAUGGAAGCUGUGAGGCUGAAGGAGAUGUUGUCUUCAGAGAGAUGGGAACAAAUUAUUUCUGCCCUUUCUCUGCCAUCUGACAAAAAAACCCUCAAAUUGUGUCACUGCAAAUUCUGUGCACCUAGUGGUAUCCAGAAGUGCAAGGAAAUUAUAUCCAUACUGAUCUCUAGCAAAAAGGUUUGUUGUCAUAAUAAUAAACCUGCUCUUUCCAUGGACUACCUGCCCACUCUGCGCUCAAUCUGUAGAUCAGAGAGAGUUAAAGAACAGCACUCAUUCAGACAUUCACACUACCUUUCAAGCCUUAACCUGCCCAGAAGCACACUGGAGCUUAUGGCCUCGGAUUUUCCUUGAUGUCUGACUGACAGGCUGCUCUAGAAAACCUCCAUGACUUCUAAACUGUUUACUGUAUUGUGACAGGAAUGUGAUGUGUUUGUACAUGGUUACAGAAAUAUAUAUGUGAAGUCUUCUAUAAGAUCAUUUACUCUUGUCAAAUAAAGAAAAUAUAUUUUGUUAAA
Messenger RNA from Megalobrama amblycephala (Wuchang bream), 3834 nucleotides. RefSeq names its product ATPase family AAA domain containing 5b (gene atad5b). Gene Ontology annotation, cellular component: nucleus. The coding region runs from base 395 to 3670 and encodes 1091 amino acids. The transcript is spliced from 14 exons. Gene Ontology annotation, molecular function: ATP hydrolysis activity; DNA binding; ATP binding. The record is from RefSeq and is a predicted model, not a curated record. Lineage: Eukaryota; Metazoa; Chordata; Actinopteri; Cypriniformes; Xenocyprididae.